CACUCCCUCCUUCUCAUUCUUCUUAGUUCUUAUUCUUCUCCUCCCUCGUGUGUGUGUUUCACUCACAGCGCCGCCGCCUCUGCUUUUCGCGUCGUGCCUCUGCCUGCCACUUCUUUGUGAUGUCCUCCGCCGCCGCCGCCUGCAACUUCCAAGCUCCUUCUGUUGCUCUCUGCUCGUCUGUAAGUAGGAGAACAGUGAGCAAUGUACAACCAUGUUGAUCUAUCAUAUAUUAGUGCGUUACUGUUACUAUCGUUGUGACCCUUGAGUAGGUCAAUUUAUUUGAAGGUUUUGUGAAUUUGUAUUCUCUGGAAGGCUAGUGCUAUUUGAUUUCACAGUUAUGGAAGUAGCAAAGGCUCUUUCACACUCCAAAGCUGUCUCUUUUGGUUUCUCGAUUGUGAGCAAUAGCGUCUCUCUGAGACCUUUCAACAAGCAUUUUCAUGCUGAUAUACUUAAUAAUGACGGUCGAUUUCACCGCAGACCUAUACACAUUGGUUCCCAAUUGAAUUGCUACUAUGGAAAGCAAUUCUCCUUGUUGAAACCAACAAGAAAAAGGGCUGAUCUACUACCAACUCCUAGAUGCUCAGGUGCUGGUAACUCCAGCACCGAACCUCAUAAUCCAAUCGAAAUGCACUUGAGAGGUUUCUCGGCCGAGUCAGUAAAAGCGGCUCUUUUGCAGUUGACUCCCAUUGAUAUUGUGAAGUGGUCUGGGAUAUUAUCCAUCAUAGCUGCAGCCACAAAAUGGACUGUGAAUACACUCUUCAGUCCUUUCUUCUGGAUGUAUUUUAGUUGGUCAUGGUUGUUUUGGCCGUGGUUUGUAGCUGUAUUGAUUGCAUUUUACGGGUUACACUGCUUUGGGAAACAUUUGCAUGGCGAGGCAAACAUGUUCGAGCAAUUGGCGAUUGUUACAUCAGCUUUUACAUGGCUCACUCUGGUUCCGCCAGGUUUUUUCAAUGGCUACCUUGAAGGCUGGCCUUUUGUUUUCUUUUUUGUGUAUCAUUAUUUCUUUUUCUUCAAUGUUAGCAUUCGAAAGAGGUUAUAUGGAGACUAUUUUACCCGUCCCCAUGACCCUAAAUGGGAUGUGAACUUGCCGAUGACGUCUCGCCUUGUGUUUAGUGCGGGAAUCAUGGUUGCCCAUUGGCUUGCAGCAUUUGAAGGGCCAGAGCUUCACCGGAUACCAGGUGGGUGGAACAAUCUUGGAAUCUGGGCCUUAAUUCUCACAACUCUGCUAAUGCAGUACAAUGCAACAUUGUAUCUUGCUAAGUAUUCAGAAAAUGUGGUGGUGCCAACUGCUGUUGUUCAAUUUGGACCGUAUCGCUGGGUCCGUCAUCCAAUAUACUCAUCAACUAUGCUUCUAUUUGUAACAAACUUCCUUGCGCUUCGUGCACCCUUGAGUUUGCUGUUUGUUGUAGCAGUUUGUUUGUUGUAUUAUAGGCAGAAGGCAAAACUGGAGGAGGCUUUAAUGGUUGAGACUUUUGGUGAGAGUUAUACACAGUAUGCUAGCAAAGUUAAGUAUAAGUUUAUUCCUUUUAUCUAUUAGUUGGUCUCUAAAAUAUAUUUGUUAGAACUUUGAAAUUUGAUUGGAAUGUCAGGUUUAGCCGUUUAGGCAAAAGAGUGUCUCUAGAAAUCUGGAAAAUUUAUGCCUUAGUUUACGUUUUGAUGCUCAA
Messenger RNA from Arachis duranensis, 1664 nucleotides. RefSeq lists its product as uncharacterized. Bases 338 to 1537 code for a protein of 399 amino acids. The transcript has 2 exons. Lineage: Eukaryota; Viridiplantae; Streptophyta; Magnoliopsida; Fabales; Fabaceae. The record is from RefSeq and is a predicted model, not a curated record.